GAUGGUACUCAGUACUAAUGGCUCAAACUUUUUGCCUCUCCCUGCAGCCGUUAAACACAACUGGUGUCCUGAGCUCCUCUUCUGCUACUUCCAACAGGUCAAGGAAUAGGACUCGCUAUCGGACCAAAGCCUUGAGCUCCGAGGUAGAUGAGAGCCUCUUUGGAGGUAUCAAGCCCUCGGCCCAGAGUGAUAGCCCCAUCGUGCUGCUCCAAGAUAAACAGGCCAUUCGGAAAAGUUUCACUGCUUUGGGCUUGGACCACAAGCCGGAGACCAUCCGGCUCAUCACCCGAGAUAUGGUCCGGGAACUCAUCAUUCCUACAAAGGAUCCCUCUGGAGAAUCCCUUAUCAUGAGUCCUGAGGAGUUUGCACGGAUUAAAUGGGCAUCCCAUGUGCUGACCAGAGAAGAACUUGAGGCCAGGGAGCAGGCCUUCAGGAAGGAGAAGGAAGCCAUCUUGGAUGCAGUGAUCACACGUAAGAAGGUCAUGAAACAGAAGGAAAUGGUUUGGAGGAACAACAAGAAGCUCAGUGACCUGGAGGAGGUGGCCAAGGAAAGGGCCCAGAACCUGCUGCAGAGAGCCAACAAGCUACGGAUGGAGCAGGAGGAGGAGCUCAAGGACAUGAGCAAGAUCAUCCUUAAUGCCAAGUGCCAUGCCAUCCGGGAUGCCCAAAUCCUGGAGAAGGAGCUGAUCCAAAAAGAAUUGGAUGCAGAGGAGAAGCGGUUGGAUCAGAUGAUGGAGGUGGAACGGCAGAAAUCCAUUCAAAGGCAGGAGGAACUGGACAGGAAGAGGAGGGAGGAAAGAAUCCGAGGAAGACGGCACAUUGUGCAGCAGAUGGAAAAGAACCAGGAGGAGCGAUCGCUGCUUGCUGAGCAGCGGGAGCAGGAGAAGGAGCAGAUGCUGGAAUACAUGGAGCAACUCCAAGAAGAGGAUCUCAGGGACAUGGAGCGAAGGCACCAGCAAAAACUGAAGAUGCAAGCUGAGAUUAAGCGCAUCAAUGAUGAGAACCAGAAACAGAAAGCAGAACUGCUGGCUCAGGAGAAGCUGGCAGACCAGAUGGUGAUGGAGUUCACCAAGAAGAAGAUGGCUCGAGAAGCAGAGUUUGAGGCUGAGCAGGAGAGAAUCAGGAGGGAGAAAGAGAAGGAGAUUGCCCGCCUGAGGGCCAUGCAAGAAAAGGCCCAGGAUUACCAGGCAGAACAGGAUGCCUUGCGGGCCAAGCGCAACCAGGAGGUUGCAGACAGAGAGUGGCGCAGAAAGGAAAAGGAAAAUGCACAGAAGAAGAUGGAAACAGAGACCAAACUGCGGAAAAGUCGGCUGGAGCAGGUGGCUUUAAAAGAGCACAGUCUUGCUGUUCAAGUGCAACGGGACCGAGAUGAGUUUGAGAGGAUCCUUCGGGCUCAGAGAGAGCAGAUUGAAAACGAGAGGCUGGAGGAGGAGAAAAAGGCCACAGGGCGCUUACAGCAUGCCAAUGAGCUCCGGCGCCAGGUGCGUGAGAACCAGCAGAAGCAGGUGCAGGAUAGAAUCACCACCUUUGAGGAGGGCCGGCGCCUCCAAGAGGAGGCACAGAAGCGGCGUGAGCGCAUUGAUGACAUAAAGAAGAGAAAGAUUGAAGAGCUGAGAGCUACUGGCCUUCCUGAGAAGUACUGCAUUGAAGCUGAGCGCAAAGCUAACAUCCAGCUGGCCACCUCUGUGAAUUGAAGGGUGCCUCUAAGCUACUCUGGAUGCCUGCAGGGGAAGUUUCACCCAAUCUCUGGGUGUCCAUGAUUGCUGCUGACAUUUCAUAGUUACAGAUUAAAUCUAUUCUACUUCUUUAAGGAACAGCCCCAUUUCCUUGUGUGGGGAUGUGGCUACUACAGGGUAGUGAAUGUGGAGCAAAAUAGAUUAUAGGAGAUCCAGGUGUGGGUGGUGUGACACUCAGGGGCUGGGAAUGCAAGGAUACUCUUCAUGAUUGUCCUUUUAAGCGAGGUAGUUCAUUUGUUCUGGUGGCUCAUGGCCUUUUUGUGACCCUUUGGAGUAUUUCCAUCAUGUCAGCUUUUAGCACAGUCUAGUUGCCUCCAUUCCACACCCAACUCAGGCAUUUUAGGGCUGAGGCAAAAAGCUAGAGAUGCUCUCAGGGAGAGGCUAGGGCAGGGUUGGGCUGAGGAGAACAGGGAAGGAGGCACUGGGCUGCCCGAGGCAGAGGUCUUACUAGGUUCCCACCUAUGACUCAGACCACAUCUGUGAAGUAGGUGGUGUCUGAACCUAGGCUUAUCCUCCUGUCUCAGCUCUCUCCUUCCAGAGCCCUUUCAACUCCACGCAGUGCCACAACAUAGACACCUGCCUGUCCCAUGGCUUGGACAUGGUGGGGGCAGUUGUAGGUUACAUGAAUCAAUCUGAAGCCAGCUUCAGAUGAAGAAGUGUAGCCACCUCUGAGCAGGUGAAGCUGGUUUGGGGGAGAAACUCAGGGUUAGCCCUUAGGGUUGUCCCCCUCUAGGAAUUCCUGGAAUUGAGUCAUGAUGUGGAAGAGAGGUUCAGUUUCUCCUUUCUGGAUUCCCAAGAAGCUGUGCUUCGGGACUGGCCUGACUCAUCUGUUAGAACCUUGUCCCUAAAAGUGGGACACUCCUGACAGCCAGGUCAGUAGCUGGCAUCUGGGCUAGCUGGCCACAUCGGGGCAUCUUUUAUAAAAACUCCAAUCAUGAGUGGAGUUUUCUGCUGUCAUUCAUGAGUGGCAAUGGGAAUAAUUACAGGGAAAAGUAUCUGGUGUUAACUGGGGGCUGGUGGGGCCAAGCAUGAUAGCGUUGGCAGAAGCAGCAGGAAAUGACAUGAGUCCAACUUGCAGAAGGGAGGAGUGAGACCUUGAGACAAAGAAGAGAGAAAAUCAGAAUUUGUGAAAGAUUUAGUGACUUAGUGAGCCUGCCAGCUCAGGAAUAACUAGCCUCAGUCUUUUUGCUAGAGGUUGGACCUUUGAGUGGGCCACACUUUCUUCUAGGGUGGCUUCAGCUCUCCUUCCUAGUUCUCAGAGGAUGAAAUGAGCUCUAUAUGCUCCUCCAAGCCACUGAAUCAGCUCAGAGGUGUCUGGGAAAUUACGAAGAGGAGAGUGGUACUGGGGAAAUCUGGGGAUGAGUAGGAAGUGCUAUUUGCUGUGUUCCCUCGAUUGAUGUAAAGACGUAAGAAGCCUGCAGUAAAAAAAAAAAGUGCCUAAACUACUGACACUUAGUUUUAUGGGUCCUUGAUUGGCUUCCCAGCUCCCUUUCUUCUGCCCUCUGGUCUUCCUGUCCUUGUAAUGUCAGACUGGGCUUGUGUAGCCUGGAAAAUCCAGUGGUUGGGCUCUAUCUUGGAGUACUGAUUCAGAUCUUCAGGCAGUGACCACCUGAGCAUUUGUCCCCCAGCUUCUGUCUAGACUCCAUGCCCCCACCUGCCCACAUGUGCCUGUUGGCUGUGUCAUGCUCUGCUGUAACUUGGAGGCUGUCUCAGUACCGCUGUGCCUGCCAAAUAAGCAACUCCACUUGGUCAUGACUCAGCAACCUGUCCUAGUGGCCAAGUCAGGCUGCCUCUGACUCAGUGGGGUGCUGGGCUGUCCUCUGAAAGCCAGCAUCCACAUCUGUGACUCAGGUCUGGGCAUGAAUUGGUCUCAGUAAAA
Artibeus jamaicensis (Jamaican fruit-eating bat) is the source of this 3615-nucleotide messenger RNA. It is a transcript of the gene CFAP45, whose product is annotated as cilia and flagella associated protein 45. The coding region runs from base 18 to 1694 and encodes 558 amino acids. The record is from RefSeq and is a predicted model, not a curated record. Lineage: Eukaryota; Metazoa; Chordata; Mammalia; Chiroptera; Phyllostomidae. The transcript is spliced from 11 exons.